This is a messenger RNA of Vigna unguiculata (cowpea), 1593 nucleotides long. RefSeq names its product Vacuolar protein sorting 55 (VPS55) family protein. NCBI's taxonomy places the organism in Eukaryota, Viridiplantae, Streptophyta, Magnoliopsida, Fabales, Fabaceae. The record is from RefSeq and is a predicted model, not a curated record. Gene Ontology annotation, cellular component: endosome. Gene Ontology annotation, biological process: late endosome to vacuole transport via multivesicular body sorting pathway.
AACUUUCUUCUCUCUGGAAUUCUCUUUAUUACUCUAAUUAGGUCGCAAUUACUUUCGCUUCCUCUACGCAUUGUUGCAACAAAAUUUUCCACAACAAACGGAUAAAACUAGACUCGUUUACAAUUUGCUUAGGGUUAUGAAUGGUAGAUUUCCAUAGCGAUACAUUUAUUGGGGUUUCGUGUGAUUCUGGUUGGAAUGGGGGUUAGGGCAUACCAAGACAGUAUCUUCACAAAGAGAAACGAUGGUUAAUAAAAUUUUUCAAAGAGCUCGGAAUUCAACAUAAAAUUUUAACAGUACAGGAGUCCGGGCUGUAACUAAAUUGGGAAUUUAUUGCUUAUAAAAAUCAUUCAUUGAUGACUUUUCCUUUGCAAUAUUGAGUUCAAGUCCAAAGAAGUAAGAAUGCAAAACAAAGGGUGCAGAGUAGCUUGGAUGGUAAGAUUAGAGGUCCAAAUUAGUCACCUGCGUGUGUUUGUUUCGCCAUCACCCUCAAGGGAAUUGGCUCCCCCAAACUGAGGGGAGUGCAUUCUUAGAGGAUAUAACUGUUUAUCAAUAGUUAGGAGACUCGGGUAGGUAUCAUACACAUAUAACAAACUAUAAAAAGGUUGUUAAAAUCUUCUUUUUUCGGUAACAGUUAAGUUAGAAAAGCUAAAUCCCACUCACAGUAUAUUUAUUUUCAUUUCGUUUAUCCUUUUGGGGAUUAUAUACUGCUGUGGGACGUGGCCAAAUUCAUGCAGCACUUUUCCAACUAAGGAUUGUAUUUCUUUCCUUUUUAUGUUCCUUCUUCUUUUAUUUUAUUUUUUUAUUUCUCAAUUUAUACUUUAAAUUAAUGUACUGACUCUUUCCUGCAUCUGAUGCUAAAAAUGGGUGUUCUGGGACUGUUUUCGUCUUUUCAGUCCUUGCUGGGUUGGCUUUUAUGUUUUCAGCUAGCAUUUUGCUUCAGAUACUGGCAUGUGCAAUAUAUAACAAUUGGUGGCCCAUGUUAUCAGCUCUGAUGUAUGUGCUUGUACCUAUGCCUUGCUUAUUCUUUGGAGGUGGAUCUACUCAAUUUCUAAUGAGCCGUGAUGGUGGGGGUUGGAUAGAUGCAGCAAAAUUUUUGACUGGAGCAUCAGCCGUUGGGAGCAUAGCCAUUCCUAUAAUCCUCAGGCAUGCACAUAUGAUUGAGACAGGGGCAAUGCUCAUUGAGCUUGUAUCGUUCUUCAUAUUUAUAUGCACCGUUUUAUGUUUCCACCAAGCCAACCUUGAUGAUGAUUGGUAAAUAGAAUAUUCCACAAUGCUCUGACAUCCUGCUAGUCAUUAGGGUUCGUAACCAUAAAAGGGAAACCGGAUAGUGAGACUUACCACAAACAUUGGAAAAGAAAUGUAUGUUCAAACCUCUGUAAAGCUCUGCCGCAAUUUCGUUUUUGUCACUUUGUAUUCUUGAUAUAGUAAGUUAUUUGUGAUAAUUCUUAUUCGUGGAGAACACAUGACAUUUGACUUUCUUGGUUUCUUUAUUGUUCAUAGGGUGUGUAUAUCGUUCAUGUAAAACAUCAUUUUGUUAACACUAUAUAUAUGCUUUUUCUCGCUCAUGCUCUUGAGUUGAGACAUACAGAUAAA